Messenger RNA from Lasiodiplodia theobromae, 378 nucleotides. RefSeq names its product Small nucleolar ribonucleoprotein snu13. The record is from RefSeq and is a predicted model, not a curated record. Gene Ontology annotation, molecular function: RNA binding. Bases 1 to 378 code for a protein of 125 amino acids. NCBI's taxonomy places the organism in Eukaryota, Fungi, Ascomycota, Dothideomycetes, Botryosphaeriales, Botryosphaeriaceae. The transcript is spliced from 3 exons. Gene Ontology annotation, biological process: maturation of SSU-rRNA; mRNA splicing, via spliceosome; ribosome biogenesis. Gene Ontology annotation, cellular component: U4/U6 x U5 tri-snRNP complex; box C/D methylation guide snoRNP complex; nucleolus.
AUGUCUGACCAGUCCGCCGCCUGGCCUCUCGCCGACGCUGCCCUCAGCCAGGAAAUCCUGGACCUGGUGCAACAGUGCUCCCACUACCGCCAGCUGAAGAAGGGUGCCAACGAGGCCACCAAGACUCUCAACCGUGGUGUGUCCGAGGUCAUCGUCCUGGCCGCCGACACCACCCCUCUCGCUAUCCUGCUUCACCUGCCCCUUCUGUGCGAGGACAAGAACGUUCCUUACGUCUACGUUCCCUCCAAGAUGGCUCUUGGCCGUGCUUGCGGUGUCUCCCGCGCCGUCAUCGCCGCCUCCAUCACCACCAACGAGGCUUCCGACCUCAUGGGCCAGAUCCGCACCCUCAAGGACAAGGUCGAGAGACUGAUGAUCUAA